Molecule: messenger RNA, 1333 nt
Organism: Spizellomyces punctatus DAOM BR117
Lineage: Eukaryota; Fungi; Chytridiomycota; Chytridiomycetes; Spizellomycetales; Spizellomycetaceae
Exons: 2
Coding region: 10-1020 (336 amino acids)
Biological process (GO): ribosomal small subunit assembly; rRNA processing
Cellular component (GO): CURI complex; UTP-C complex
Molecular function (GO): nucleic acid binding
Source: RefSeq, a predicted model, not a curated record
UUGCAAAACAUGGCAAAGCAGAAGAAGACAACAAAGGUCGGCCCGCAACCAGCAGCAUCUGCGAGUCCUCAACUUGGUCUCGCAUCACCGAGCAAUAAGUCCCAACCAGAACCGUCCCCUGCACCUUUAACUGAGUUUGCUCAAUUUCGCGUUCUUCCUAUCACUGUCCGACCCCUCUCCGUCUCCGACGAACAUCUUUCCUCCUUUAGCUACCAUGCCAAGACGACCACUACGAGCCGCUCGGUGAUGCAUUAUCUAUUUAUCCGCGCCCAUGAAUCCAAGAAACCAGAAGCAAAUCUGCCAAAUGGUCGAACGCUUUUUGUCGUGAACAUACCUGUUGAUGCAACUGAAAGACACUUUAGACGUCUGUUCAGACGAUGCGGUAAUAUUGAGCGAGUAGUAUUGAAAGACCGGCAUUCUGGGAUGCAAGAGCGAGUACUGGAAACGGGAGCUCAAGCUCAUAUUGUGUUUGUAGAGGAAGCCGCCGUAACUAAGGCUAUGGCGAUGAAAUCUAGAAAAAGAGUAUGGUCGGAUGAAUUAGAGGAGGGAAAUGACGCAGAAGGGGAUGCGCAGGAAGGGGAGUCAUGCACAGCAACGUCGCUGCCACGACCUGUCGGCUUGGCAAAAUGGCUAAAACAGCAUUUCGCUAGUCGACCACGAUUAGAAGAUUUGCAGAGAGCAGUUGACACGUCACUGGUAGCAUUCGAAGAUGCGGAACGGGAAGCACGCAUAGCUGCGGAAGGCCGACGCAACGUGCCAGAUGAGGACGGCUUUGUAACCGUGAUUCGCGGUCGCGGACGUCGUAAUGUUAAUUUGGACGGACAGGGUGCCUCUGUUACUGCAGCUCGACCGGAAGAAAUCAAGAAGCUGAAGCCUAAAAAGAAAGAGCUGGUGGACUUUUAUAGAUUUCAGAUGCGAGAGACAAAGCGAAACCAACUUGCUGAACUUCGUCGAAAAUUUGAAGAGGAUAAGCUGCGUAUUGCAUCUUUGAAGGCAAACAGGCGGUUUAAACCAUACUAGGGUCGUAUUAGAGCAGUGGAUCGAGUGAUCGUUACAGUUGCAACACCUCUAUCAUUCUCCUUCCCGUCGCCAUCUUAACGCGAUUGUUUCGUGAUUCUUGGACGCUGAAUGUGAUCGUGAUUGUGAGCAUUGUAUUAUAUAAUUCUGCUUAUGAAGGCAAUAUCAUCAAUGUGUCUGCAUAGGGGGGCAGAUUCUAUGCUUGCUGUGCGCAGAUAUGCAGACCAGGAGAUGAUUCAAGUCUUGAGAGUUUAAUAUAACCACAUUUGGUUAUAUUGCGUAUGAUUUCGUAGACUGUAAAUACUGGAGUUUUUAG